Auxenochlorella protothecoides is the source of this 930-nucleotide messenger RNA. RefSeq names its product UDP-galactose transporter 2. Gene Ontology annotation, cellular component: Golgi apparatus. The transcript is spliced from 5 exons. The record is from RefSeq and is a predicted model, not a curated record. Bases 1 to 930 code for a protein of 309 amino acids. Gene Ontology annotation, molecular function: nucleotide-sugar transmembrane transporter activity; antiporter activity. Lineage: Eukaryota; Viridiplantae; Chlorophyta; Trebouxiophyceae; Chlorellales; Chlorellaceae.
AUGCACUUUCUGUUCUGCACGUUCAGCGUCUGGGUGACGCAGGGACUUGGAUUGGUGAAGCGGACGUCCAUUCCAAAGCGCGAUGUUCUCCUUUUUGCACUGGUGGCAGACAUCUCAAUCCUUGCGCUGAACCUGUCCCUCAUGAUCAACACGGUCUCGUUCUACCAGAUCGCCAAGCUCCUCAUCAUCCCCUUUGUGUGCUUUGUGGAGUGGUUUUACAUGGGCCGCACCUUCACGCGUGAGGUCGCGACGACCAUCCUCGUGGUCAUCAUCGGCGUCGCCAUUGUGACCGUGGAGGACCUGCGACUGAAGAUAUCUGUGACUGGGGCGUGCAUCGCCGGCGUCUCCGUGGUCUCCUCCGGCCUCCAACAGAUCUUCGUGCGCAGCCUGCAACAGAAGCAUGGCCUCAGCAGCCACGAGCUGCUGUCGAACACGGCCCCCGCCCAGGCCUGGACCCUGCUGGUCGUGGGGCCAUUUGUGGACAAGGUGGUGUCCGGCGGGUGGGUGUUCCACUACACCCUCACCCACGGCGCCCUGGUCUGGCUGAUUGGCUCCUGCAUCCUGGCAGUGCUGGUGAACAUCACCCAGUUCAUGUGCCUAGGCCGCUUCUCCGCCGUCUCCUUCCAGGUGCUGGGCCACUCCAAGACGGUCAUGGUGUUGCUGGGUGGCUGGUUGUUCCUGGGCGAUGAGCUGUCGCCGCGCAAGCUGCUGGGCAUGACCCUGGCCGUGGCCGGCAUGGUCUGGUACGGCAAGGCCUCCGCGGCGGCGCCGGUGCCCGCCUCCAAGCGCGCCGUCAGCCCCGCGCCGCUGGGUCUGGGCGGUGAUGCGGAGGGCGCCGGCGGGCCGCUGCUGGGCCGGGCGCGCAGCGUGUCGGGUGACGGCCGCAUCACAGUGGGGCCCGUCGCGGGCAAGAUGCGGGACGUGGUGUGA